Messenger RNA from Penicillium angulare, 1752 nucleotides. Its product is annotated as homeobox domain-containing protein. Gene Ontology annotation, molecular function: DNA binding. The record is from RefSeq and is a predicted model, not a curated record. Gene Ontology annotation, biological process: regulation of DNA-templated transcription. The coding region runs from base 1 to 1752 and encodes 583 amino acids. Lineage: Eukaryota; Fungi; Ascomycota; Eurotiomycetes; Eurotiales; Aspergillaceae. The transcript is spliced from 2 exons.
AUGGACUCUCGGGAUCUAACCAGCUCCCCAAGCCAUCAAAUACCGACAUUUCCUGACCUGGAGGCCCCACUUGAUGCUCACGACUCAGAGAAUUGGAUAUCUUCUGAGAUUUCCAAUGACUGGAGCUCAUUGAAUGAUUUUUACUUCUGCUCUUCGGAGCCAGCCAGCUCACAGUGGCCAUCAUGGGUUGCCCCCGGGCCGAAGCUCCCUGAGAGCCCCAAUGAAGACCAGGCAAAUUUGCAGACAAAUGAUGACCCCAUAUACUCCUUUACGGGUGCGAAUGGAGAAAGUAAUGUCCCAGAUUUAUUUCAUCCAGAGCCACAAAGUCCAAUUCACCAUAUUCAAUGGCUUGAUGGUGCUUUUCGUCCACCGGUUCCGUGUGGUCAUUGCCGCAGGCACCGACUACAAUGCUUAAUUAUUCGUACUACAGCGGCGAACCCCAACCCCGUUUCAUCUUGUUCUAGCUGUGUGGCUCUUUUUCGAGAAUGUAGUCUUGCAAAAGGAGAAAAGCGUCUGCCUUCUGGGUUUGAGACAUUCUCCCCUGUACUAGGCCACUUGCAUGGCCUCCCGGAACAUAUCAAUAACCCGGAGGAUCAAAUAGUUCCCAGCGUCGAGAGCAUGGAAGAGAGAAAAGAGUCCAAACAAUUUGUACGAAAAGGGGCCCGGGUUCUACGCGAAUGGUUCUAUCAAAACCAAGAGCUUCCAUAUCCCAGUGAAGACCAGAAAAUAAAAUUUUCAAGAGAAACCGGGUUCUCACAAAAGCGUAUCUCCACAUGGUUUGCAAACGCUCGCCGUCGACAAAAACAACAUAUGCAAAUGUCAAAUGCAGCAUUAAAUCGGCGUACUCGCGCCGGAUCUCCGCUGAUCACCAGCACCCUGGGCCCGCUAACUCCCAUGGAACGUUGGAAGGCCUCGCCGCCAGAAGAUGAACCCGUCGCCGAAUCAGUGAUUCAAGACGCCAUCGCACUCGAUGUGACAGACCCUAUAACCGAACCCUUUGAAUUUGACACAUCCACCAUGGAAUUAUUUAAUUUCGACGCUUCGUCAUCCCACUUGCCCUCUUCAGGCUCUAGCUUUGGAAGCCGUGCAUCGGAGUCCUCGGAGAGUGUCUCCUCGGCGUGGAGUCAUAAUUCUGGAGAAGGAAGCUUACCGUUCCCACUGCCGAGCCAAAGUUCAUGGUCACGAUCUCGACCAAGAGAUCCUGGGUCGGAUGAUCGCAUGUUCCAGUGUACCUUCUGUACUCGAUCUUUCAGAAAAAGACAUGAUUGGGCUCGACAUGAGAAGAGCGUCCACCUUUCACUUGACAGCUGGAUAUGCACUCCUGACCUGGAAUGCCUAAAACAAGAUUAUUCUACUUUGGCGACUGAGUGUAAGUUCUGCGAUACUGCACUCCCCACUGCACCUCACUGGGAAGAGCAUGAAUUUCAUGUUUGUGCCGAGAGGCCUGUCGCAGAUAGGUCGUUCAGCCGAAAGGAUUAUUUGUGGCAGCAUCUCCGGAAGUUUCAUGGUUGUACAAAGAUUCCAGUCCAGGACCUUCAAUCUUGGCGCGGGCUUGGUGCCAGGGUUGAAAGCCGAUGUGGGUUCUGUGACCAACUAUUACCAACUUGGAAUGCCCGAACAGAUCAUCUGGCUGGCCACUUCAAAGACGGAAUGCGAAUGGAUCAAUGGGUCGGGGACUGGGGACUGGGUCUAUCCGCAAUGGCAGGUCUUCGGAACGCUAUUUUGCCUAAUCAACGCCGCAUGAACUUUUGA